Messenger RNA from Melanaphis sacchari, 785 nucleotides. RefSeq names its product electron transfer flavoprotein beta subunit lysine methyltransferase-like. Gene Ontology annotation, cellular component: mitochondrial matrix. Lineage: Eukaryota; Metazoa; Arthropoda; Insecta; Hemiptera; Aphididae. The transcript is spliced from 3 exons. The record is from RefSeq and is a predicted model, not a curated record. Gene Ontology annotation, molecular function: protein-lysine N-methyltransferase activity. The coding region runs from base 1 to 723 and encodes 240 amino acids. Gene Ontology annotation, biological process: peptidyl-lysine trimethylation.
AUGAGGUACCAUAAUAUUAUAGACUCAAUAAAGACAAUUUCCAAAAAUUCCAAAAAUUAUUAUAGUUGUAGUGAACAAUAUUAUGUUAAACAAAUAAAAAACGCAACUGUCGUGUGUACAAAUCACUUAACUCCAGAAAUAAAAUUGCAUUUAAUUACUGAACAAUGCAAACUGUGGCAUUCGCCUGUUAAUGAGUGUCAGUUUAUCGAUCCAUUCUGGGCAUUUUAUUGGCCUGGUGGCCAAGCUAUUUCAAGGUUUAUUCUAGAUAACAGCAAGUAUGUAAAUAACAAAACUGUUUUGGAUAUUGGUAGUGGUAGUGCAGCAUGCAGCCUUGCAUCAGCUUUAGCGGGUGCCAAACAAGUUACAGCUAAUGACAUAGAUCCUGUUGCAUGUGUAGCAGCUAAACUAAAUGCUCAGUUAAACAAUAUCAGCAUUGAUGUAUUGUCUAAAAAUAUUUUGUUCAAUGAUUGUUCACAAUGGGAAGUUAUCAUUGUUGGAGAUAUGUUUUAUUCACAAGAUAUAGCUGAUGUACUGUGGAAAUGGAUGGAAACACUGUGUACUCGAGGAAAGACUAUACUGAUUGGUGAUCCGGGUAGACAUUGUUUUAAACCUAAAUGUCAUUUACAGGAGCGAUUAAAAAAACUUAAAGAAUACAAAUUAACAGAAAAUUGUUGUUUGGAAAAUCGAGGAUUUUCAACUGCAUCUGUUUGGAUUUUAGAAUAAAAUUAUUAGGCAUAUUAAAAAAAUAAAUACUAAAUUAUUUUACAUAGAUAAUUAUUGAUCAA